GCGCGGUAAUGGGAGGCUCCUAGGCAGGAGAAGCAAAAGAAGGAAUUGUUUGCGAGUUCAGUCAUCCAAAAAAGCUUCUUCCAUAUGGAGGGAUCGGGUGCGCUGGGCGCGGCGUCCCCUGCCUUGUCCUCCUGCUGCCGUCACCGCGGCUCCCGCUUCCUGUCGCGGGGACCCUGAGCCGGGUCUCGCCGGUGUCAGCCGCGCGCGCACACGCACCUCACACUCGCCUGCCGCCCGCGCCCUGCCUCCGGGCCCGUAGCUUCUCAGUCCCGGGUCCUUUGUUGCUUCUGCUGCGGCCACUCUCCCGUGCUGUGUCCCCGCGUGUCACCGUGCUGUGCGUGCUGUGUGUCUGUGCGGCACUGGUGGCCGUGUGGCUUUCGCAGCGCUCACCACGCGGGUCCCUGGGCCCGGGUUCACCCUUUUCAGGAGCCGGCUGCAACCGAGUUUGCUUAGGGAGGCAGAAGAUGGAGUCCUGCUGGCCUGGGUGACUAUGGAGCCUGUGUUCUUCACCAAUGCAGUCUUCACUCCCAAAUCACCUGGCCCACACUCUGCGUUCUUUCUCCCAAGGGGAUGGACAAUGAGAAUCCUGAGAAAGAACUUCACCUAGCUUCUACAGCAGCAUUGCAGGGGACUGCAGUAUCUCUGCAAGUGUCACCGGUGGCUUAUGGGACAUUGGCUCAGGACCCUCUGUGACACACCAUGCUUUGUGGGAUGAUGACAACAUGCAGAGGAAAGAGGCCUACAGUCACACUGGUUUGGCUCCUCUUGGCCACAGCAGGCUGCCUUGCCGAUUUGAAUGUGGUCCCUCAGGUCACUGUCCAGCCCAUGUCCACUGUACAGAAGCUUGGAGGAACUGUGAUCCUGGGCUGUGUGGUGGAACCACCAUGGGUGAAUGUAACCUGGCGUCUCAACGGAAAGGAGCUGAAUGGCUCGGAUGACACUCUGGGAAUCCUGCUUACCCGUGGGACCCUUGUCAUCGCUGCCCUCAACAACCACACUGUGGGACGAUAUCAGUGUGUGGCCCGGAUGCCUGCGGGAGCUGUGGCUAGUGUGCCAGCCACGGUGACACUAGCUAAUCUCCAGGACUUCAAGUUAGAUGUGCAACAUGUGAUUGAAGUUGAUGAGGGGAACACGGCUGUCAUUGCCUGCCACCUGCCUGAGAGCCACCCAAAAGCCCAGGUCCGGUACAGUGUCAAACAGGAGUGGCUGGAGGCCUCUAGAGACAACUACCUGAUCAUGCCAUCAGGGAAUCUCCAAAUCGUCAAUGCCAGCCAGGAGGAUGAGGGCAUGUACAAGUGUGCUGCCUAUAAUCCAGUGACCCAGGAAGUGAAAACCUCUGGUUCUAGCGACAGGCUGCGUGUGCGCCGGUCCACUGCUGAGGCUGCCCGCAUCAUUUACCCACUUGAGGCCCAGACUGUCAUUGUCACCAAAGGUCAGAGUCUCAUCUUGGAGUGUGUGGCCAGCGGGAUCCCACCACCUCGAGUCACCUGGGCCAAGGAUGGGUCCAGCAUCACAAGCUACAAUAAGACCCGCUUCCUGCUGAGCAACUUGCUCAUUGACACUACCAGUGAGGAGGACUCGGGCACCUACCGCUGCAUGGCCAAUAAUGGGGUUGGGGAGCCAGGUGUGGCUGUCAUCCUCUACAAUGUCCAGGUGUUUGAACCCCCAGAGGUUACAAUGGGGCUAUCUCAACUGGUCAUCCCAUGGGGCCAGAGUGCCAAGCUUACCUGUGAGGUGCGGGGGAACCCUCCACCCUCUGUGCUGUGGCUAAGGAAUGCUGUGCCCCUUACCUCCAGCCAGCGCCUCCGGCUGUCUCGCAGGGCCCUGCGUGUGGUCAGUGUGGGGCCUGAGGAUGAAGGUGUGUACCAGUGCAUGGCUGAGAAUGAAGUUGGGAGUGCCCACGCUGUGGUCCAGCUGAGGACUGCAAGGCCAGACACAACCCUGAGACCCUGGCGGGAUGCUAAGCCAAUUGCUACCACACCUACCACACCACCCUCCAGAUCCAGCAGUCCUGACCAGAUGUUGAGGGAGCACCCAGGGCUGGCUAAGCCCCCAACAUCAGUGCAGCCUGCUUCCCUGAUGUGCCUGGGAGAGAAGGAGCAGGUGGCCCCUGCAGAGGCUCCCAUCAUCCUCAGCUCCCCUCGGACCUCCAAGACUGACUCGUAUGAGCUGGUGUGGCGGCCUCGGCACGAGGGCAGCAGCUGGGCACCCAUACUGUACUACGUGGUGAAACAUCGUAAGCAGGUCACAAAUUCUUCUGAUGACUGGACCAUCUCUGGCAUUCCAGCCAACCAGCACCGCCUCACCCUCACCAGGCUUGACCCUGGAAGCUUAUAUGAAGUGGAGAUGGCAGCCUAUAACUGUGCUGGUGAGGGCCAGACGGCCAUGGUCACCUUCCGAACAGGACGGCGGCCCAAACCUGAGAUCGUGGCCAGCAAGGAGCAGCAGAUCCAAAGAGAUGACCCUGGUGCCAGCCCCCAGAGCAACAGCCAACCUGACCAUGGACGCCUCUCCCCCCCCGAAGCUCCAGACAGACCCACUAUCUCCAUGGCCUCUGAGACUUCAGUGUAUGUGACCUGGAUUCCCCGUGGGAAUGGUGGCUUCCCAAUUCAGUCCUUCCGUGUGGAGUACAAAAAGCUGAAGAAAGUGGGAGACUGGAUUCUGGCCACCAGUGCUAUCCCUCCCUCACGGCUUUCUGUGGAGAUCACAGGUCUGGAGAAAGGUACCUCCUACAAGUUCCGAGUCCGUGCUUUGAACAUGCUGGGAGAGAGUGAACCUAGUGCUCCUUCCCGGCCAUAUGUGGUAUCAGGCUACAGUGGCCGAGUAUAUGAGAGGCCCGUGGCAGGCCCUUACAUCACCUUCACUGAUGCCGUCAAUGAGACUACCAUCAUGCUCAAGUGGAUGUACAUCCCAGCGAGUAACAACAACACCCCCAUCCAUGGCUUUUACAUCUACUACCGACCCACAGACAGUGAUAAUGACAGCGACUACAAGAAAGAUAUGGUGGAAGGGGACAGGUACUGGCACUCCAUCAGCCACCUGCAGCCGGAGACCUCCUAUGACAUUAAGAUGCAAUGCUUCAACGAAGGCGGGGAGAGUGAGUUCAGCAAUGUGAUGAUCUGUGAGACCAAAGCUCGGAAGACUUCUGGUCAUCCUGGUCGACUCCCACCCCCAACUCUGGCCCCUCCACAGCCCCUGCCCCCAGAAACCAUAGAGCGGCCAGUGGGCACUGGGGCCAUGGUAGCACGUGCCAGCGACCUGCCCUAUUUGAUUGUUGGGGUUGUUCUGGGCUCUAUCGUCCUCAUCAUCGUCACCUUCAUCCCCUUCUGCUUGUGGAGGGCCUGGUCUAAGCAAAAACACACAACAGACCUGGGUUUUCCUCGAAGCGCCCUUCUCUCCUCCUCCUGCCAAUACACUAUGGUGCCAUUAGGAGGACUUCCAGGCCACCAACCCAAUAGGCAUCCCUACCUCAGUGGCAUCAAUGGACGGGCCUGUGCCAGCCGAAUGCAUGGAAGCAGAGUGGGCUGCCCAGGCAGCAAACCUCAGCAGCACUGCCGAGGGGAGCUUCCACAGCAGCAGGAGGACACCAACAGCCUGCUGCGGCAGACCAUCAUUGUCAAUGGAUAUGACCCCCAGAGCCACCAGGUGACCAGGGGCACCAGAUCUAGCCCAGACGAAGGCUCUUUCUUAUACACACUUCCUGAUGACUCAACUCACCAUCUGCUCCAACCUCAAGAUUGCUGUCACCUCCAGAAGCAACUUGUCACUACACGUCAGGCAGCAAUAAGGAGGGCACCUGAGGGUCCUGGGCUGGAAGCUUCGUGGGACCCUCCAUUUCAUUCAGGGCCCCGGUGCUGCUUGGGUCUUGUACCAGUUGAAGAGGUAGACAGUCCUGAUUCCUGCCAAGUGGGUGGAGGAGACUGGUGUCCCCAGCACGCUUCUGGAGCCUACAUACGACAGGAGCAGCUCUCUCCCAGCCCGCCAGUUCAUGUGUCUUUUGAAACACCACCUCCCACAAUUUAAGCUGAAGCCAAUAUCCCAGAAAGACUAUAUAUUGUUUUUUAAAGAGACAGAGAAAAUUGGUAUUUAUUUUUCUAUUAUAGCCAUAUUUAUAUAUUUAUGCCUUUGUAAAUAAAUGUAUAUCUGUUUUUAUAAUUCUGGAGAGACAUACAGGCUCCUCCCCUUUGAGGAAGGAAACAAGCCAUAACAGUACAAGGAAAGGGUCACAUCGGCGGACUUCGGAUGUCACAGAACCUGCAGCGCCUGGGGCUGCAGGAGGCCCUCAGGUGAGUUGACUGGAAGGAUUCUACACACACACUGUCAUGAAGAGCACCAAGGAAAAGCAAGGGCCAUGUAUUGCAGACGGAAGCCACCAAAGAUGGCUGGAUCUGGUGGCCCAGGAAACGUUUCCAAGAUGCCAUGAGAACAGACCCAAAUGUGUACAGCACUCUAAGCAUUAACAAACCAUCUAGAAUCAGUAAUCUGUGGCAACAUAUCUCUGUAAAAACAAAUACUGUACCUUCUAAAUAAAUGUUUAGUCUUCCCUGUAACCGUCAA
Nannospalax galili (Upper Galilee mountains blind mole rat) is the source of this 4557-nucleotide messenger RNA. It is a transcript of the gene Boc, whose product is annotated as BOC cell adhesion associated, oncogene regulated. Gene Ontology annotation, biological process: nervous system development; cell-cell adhesion; axon guidance. Gene Ontology annotation, molecular function: protein binding. The coding region runs from base 700 to 4023 and encodes 1107 amino acids. Lineage: Eukaryota; Metazoa; Chordata; Mammalia; Rodentia; Spalacidae. The record is from RefSeq and is a predicted model, not a curated record. Gene Ontology annotation, cellular component: plasma membrane; axon. The transcript is spliced from 20 exons.